Messenger RNA from Aspergillus terreus NIH2624, 1674 nucleotides. RefSeq names its product carboxypeptidase C PRC1 (gene cp3). Gene Ontology annotation, cellular component: fungal-type vacuole. Gene Ontology annotation, biological process: proteolysis. The record is from RefSeq and is a predicted model, not a curated record. The transcript is spliced from 2 exons. NCBI's taxonomy places the organism in Eukaryota, Fungi, Ascomycota, Eurotiomycetes, Eurotiales, Aspergillaceae. Gene Ontology annotation, molecular function: serine-type carboxypeptidase activity. The coding region runs from base 1 to 1674 and encodes 557 amino acids.
AUGAGAGUUUUGCCGGCUACUUUGCUGGUCGGAGCGGCCACCGCGGCCGUUCCCCCUUUCCAGCAGCAGUUCCAGCAGGUCCUGGGCAUCCCGCAGGAGGAGGUUGAGCAGGCCGCUCCUGUUGCUCCCUCCGCUCCCACUACCCCCAAGCCCCUUCAGAUCUUCCAGGAUCAGCUGAAGUCCCUCUCUGAUGAGGCUCGUAAGCUUUGGGAUGAGGUCUCGAACUUCUUCCCGGAUUCCAUGGACCACAACCCUGUGUUCUCCUUGCCCAAGAAGCACACCCGUCGGCCCGACUCCCACUGGGACCACAUCGUCCGUGGCUCCGAUGUCCAGGGCGUCUGGGUGACUGGCGCCGACGGUGAGAAGCAGCGUGAGGUUGAUGGCAAGCUGGAGGCAUAUGAUCUCCGUGUCAAGAAGACCGACCCCAGUGCCCUCGGUAUCGACCCUGGUGUCAAGCAGUACACGGGUUAUCUUGAUGACAACGAGAAUGAUAAGCAUCUGUUUUACUGGUUCUUUGAGUCGCGUAAUGACCCUGAGAAUGACCCCGUCGUUCUGUGGCUGAACGGUGGUCCCGGUUGCUCUUCUCUCACCGGGCUGUUCAUGGAGCUUGGACCCAGCAGCAUCAACGAGAAGAUCAAACCCGUCUACAACGAGUACUCUUGGAACUCGAACGCGUCCGUGAUCUUCCUGGACCAGCCCGUCAACGUCGGAUACUCCUACAGUGGCUCUGCUGUUAGCGAUACCGUUGCCGCCGGCAAGGAUGUCUAUGCUCUGCUCACCCUUUUCUUCAAACAAUUCCCCGAAUAUGCGAAGCAGGACUUCCAUAUUGCUGGCGAGUCUUACGCUGGACAUUACAUCCCUGUCUUUGCGUCUGAGAUCCUGUCUCACAAGAAGCGCAACAUCAACUUGCAGUCGGUCUUGAUUGGUAACGGUCUGACUGACGGCUACACUCAGUACGAGUACUACCGUCCCAUGGGCUGCGGUGAGGGUGGAUACCCUGCCGUUCUGGACAAGGGCACCUGCCAGUCGAUGGACAACGCUCUGCCUCGUUGCCAGUCUAUGAUCAAGUCCUGCUACGAGUCGGAGAGCUCCUGGGUCUGCAUCCCUGCCUCCAUCUACUGUAACAAUGCCCUGAUCGGCCCCUACCAGCGCACGGGCCAGAACGUCUAUGACGUCCGCGGCAAGUGUGAGGACGAAAGCAACCUUUGCUACAAGGGUAUGGGUUACGUCAGCGAGUACCUGAACAAGGCCGAAGUCCGUCAGGCGGUCGGUGCUGAAGUCGAUGGCUACGACUCGUGCAACUUUGACAUCAACCGGAACUUCCUGUUCCACGGUGAUUGGAUGAAGCCCUACCACCGUCUGGUCCCUGGUCUCCUGGAGCAGAUCCCCGUGCUGAUCUACGCCGGUGAUGCGGACUACAUCUGCAACUGGCUGGGCAACAAGGCCUGGACUGAGGCGCUCGAAUGGCCAGGUCAGAAGGAGUAUGCCUCUGCUGAGAUGGAGGAUCUCGUGAUCGAGCAGAAUGCCAACACCGGCAAGAAGAUCGGACAGGUCAAGUCUCAUGGCAACUUCACCUUCAUGCGGAUCUACGGCGGUGGCCACAUGGUUCCGAUGGACCAGCCUGAGUCUGGCCUGGAGUUCUUCAACCGUUGGUUGGGCGGAGAGUGGUUUUAG